Molecule: messenger RNA, 738 nt
Organism: Funneliformis caledonium
Lineage: Eukaryota; Fungi; Glomeromycota; Glomeromycetes; Glomerales; Glomeraceae
Source: the annotation of a GenBank genome assembly
AUGAAAUUCAAUUCUGCUCUUUUGCUGCUUGCAUUUGCGGCUGUGGCCGUGACGUAUCCUAUUGAGGAUAACAGUGUCUCAGAAGUUGAUAAACGUAACGACGCCUACAAGCCAAAUCAUCACGCACCACCAAAGAAGAAACCAACCUACAAGCGUGAAGAUUACAAACCAAAACCAGAUGAUUACAAACCAGUAAAGGAAGAUGAUUACAAAGUAAAGGAAGAUGAUUACAAACCAGUAAAGGAAGAUCAUUACAAACCAAAGGAAGAUAUGGAUUACGAAUCAUCAAAGAAGAAGCCAACCUACAAGCGUAACGAAUACAAACCAAAACCAGAUGAUUAUAAACCAGUAAAGGAAGAUGAUUACAAAGUAAAGGAAGAUGAUUACAAAGUAAAGGAAGAUGAUUACAAACCAGUAAAAGAAGAUGAUUACAAACCAAAGGAAGAUGAUUACAAACCAAAGGAAGAUGAUUACAAACCAGUAAAAGAAGAUGAUUACAAACCAAAGGAAGAUGAUUACGAACCAAAGAAAGAUGAUUACAAACCAGUAAAGGAAGAUGAUUACAAAGUAAAGGAAGAUGAUUACAAACCAAAGGAAGAUGAUUACGAACCAAAGAAAGAUGAUUACAAACCAGUAAAGGAAGAUGAUUACAAAGUAAAGGAAGAUGAUUACAAACCAAAGGAAGAUAAGGAUUACGAACCAAAGAAAGAUGAUUACAAACCAAAACCAAAAUACUAA